AUGAAUAAUAAAAAGCACUCUAGUGCUCGAAGGUCUUCGGUCAGUCAAAAACAAAUAUUGUCCACUGCCUAUUUCGAAGAUGGGAUCCGAAAAGUGGAUCAUGUGCUGGCGGUUUCUCGAAUAAGUGCUAAGAGGAACAAAAAAACUAUAGAAACUUUUGUGACGAACCUGGAGGCUGCCGGUUUGGAAAUUGAGCAAAGUAAUGGUAUCACUGAACCUGUUAUAUUUAUUAAACUGCAUAUUCCGGAGCGUACUUUUCGCAAUAUGUCCAGAGAAACUCCAAUUUGGACAUAUACGAGGAAUUCGAGACGAAAGUACGUGAGAAAAAAAACAUUUUGCACUCCUCUGGACGACAUGGACCCUACAGCCGGGGAAGAUUAUUGCGGAAGAAUAUACUUUAUUUCCCAUAUACUUUCAUCUGCUAAAUACGGCAAAGACGAUUUUCAUAAGGGGAUUAAAAGUUUGCUGGGCAAAAGAAUUAUAUUAAAAUCAUAUGCUUUGCACGAUGGUCCCGUAGAAACAAACAGAUUAGGCAAAGUUAAUGAAGACUUUAAUCAAAGAACCUUGCUGGCCAAAUAUUGGGCCAACCCGUCGAUGAUAUUUAAAAGGGCUCCUUUGGAUGUGAUCAAGAAUUACUAUGGAAUAGAGGUGGCUUUCUACUUUGCAUUUAUAGAUUUUUAUUCGCAAAUGUUGGUGCCUGCUUGCUUAAAUUCCUUUUUUUUCAUUAUCGUAAUUUUUGGCAAAAGAAUGAAAUAUUUGCAGUAUGCAGACGAAUCGUGCGAUUCACAAAUAAAGGUGUGUGGAAUAUGCGAUGAUAAAGCCACCGAAUGCUACACCCGUUCCAUGUUGGAGAGUUGCAAAACCAUCAGAAUGAGCGUGCUCUUCGACGACUUUAGCUUGUAUGUUCACUGUAUUUUUACCUGCCUUUGGGCCUGCAUGGCGGAAAACCUGUGGCUCCUGCGAGAACGUGACCUUCGAAAGCGCUGGAACAUAAAGAAUGACGAAUUUCUAUUGGAUAAACGUUUUCAAUUUAAAGAAAACGUUAAAUAUCGAAGGAUAUCGCCAAUCACCGGUCAAAUUGAACCUUACCUGCCACUUGACAUUCAAUUUUACCGAGGCUUCCUCACCCACACGCUUUCAGCAACCGUUUGUCUAAUACUUUGCUUUAUGUCAUGGUGCAAAGUUAAUUUCGUUCUGUACCUGCAAGUGUUAACGGGAAGAUAUAAAUGGUUCUCCCCGUACCAUCACAGAUUUGAAUUCCUGUUAUGGGCAAUACACACUCUCAUAGUUCAGAUUAUCUACAAGGGUCUUAGCUACUUAUCUUGGUACUUAGCUUCAUUAUAUCAGCAUAAAUACGUUGUUUCGCACAGUAACCACUUUAUUACCUUGCGCUUUAUUUUUGCUGUUUUUAACCAAUAUGGUAUUUAUAUUUACAUUACGUUCUUUAAAGGUCUAUUUACCAAUGUACCUAUAAAUAACAAUUACUUCUUUUUAAAGUAUGAUAAAUGCGAGCCAAACACUUGCCUAGUGACAAUGUUCUUUCUGUCGAUGCUAAAAUGCUUCGGUUUUCUUUUUGGAAGGGUUUUCCACUCUACAAAAUACUUUUUAACAAGAUCCAAAAAAGAAGUAAUAAAUAUCCCGCAAUAUGAAAGGGAGUUUAAGUUGGAAAGGUUUCAGGCGACCUGGAUGCCAUUGGAAUUAAUGAAAGUACUGCUGGUGCACACUUUUUUAACCAACUGGAACGCAAUUAACAUUUUCGGGCCCAUCUUGAUUUGGAUGUGCAUACUGGUGAGAUUGCGCGGGGAUGCCUACUAUUUUGUCUACAAGUUGCAGCGACCGAUUCCGAAAAUCAUAUUCAACAUGGAGUCGUGGGAUUUGAUUUUGAAAUAUGUAACACGUUUUAGCGUCAUUGGUAACUGUUUGGCCGUUGCGUAUACAUCGGAAGCCUAUAAAAAAUAUGAAUUCUUAAAACAACAUGAUACUUUGUAUGGGUGGUAUAACGAGACCUUAUCAAUAUUCGAUCAAAGAGACAAAUAUGGUAUACAUUUCACCGGAAACAAUCCCUUCUGCUAUUAUAAGGACUUGAGAUAUCCUUCUGACCAUCCUGAAAAAUACCAACACAAUAUGCUUUACUUUGAAAAAUUGUUCAUGUUUUUUUUAAUUUUUUUUAUUCUUAUAACCAUAGUUUCCAUAGCAGUUAGAACUUUUAAUGCUGUGUUUUUAUUAGUUAUUUAUAGACUCAUAGAUAAAAUUAACAACUAA
Molecule: messenger RNA, 2262 nt
Organism: Brassicogethes aeneus
Lineage: Eukaryota; Metazoa; Arthropoda; Insecta; Coleoptera; Nitidulidae
Source: the annotation of a GenBank genome assembly